UCAACUUUAUUUAAAAAUUACACAGCUCUUUCAGGAAACGGAAGAAGACAAAAAAUGUUUUUAUUUUUUUUUCUACUAAUUGUUGCCCGAGUCGAAAUAAUUAGUUCAAUUGAAAUCCAAACAAGUAAUGCAAGCGAUUCUUCGUCGUGUGAAGGAAAAAAUACAUAUGAUCCCACAGUGUAUUAUGUUCGCGCAGAAUGUUUUACAGACUUAUGUUCAAAUUCUCUUUUAAAAUUAUUUGAGACUUAUAUUUUCUGCAAUGAUUGGAGUACACCUAAACAACCUCAAAUGAUCGCACAAAAUGUGGCUGACUAUUUAUUAAACCUUGCCAUUUUUUUAACUGGAAAUUUAUCUGCGGUUGACUUAAAGGCAAGAAAAUCAUGGAGUUAUACCUCAAGUUUUUUUAAUAGCGAGUAUGGAUAUUUAAAUAAAAAGCUAAUGCAAUCAUGGAAUCCAGUUAUUUUUGAUUUUGAUACCUCUGUCAGCUACGAGUUACCACCGACACAGUUAGAAAAUGAUAAAACUCCGUUUCAGAUUACUGUGUUCAAUACAAAUAUUGUUAAAGAGGGAGAUAACGCUAAUUUUUUAAUUGAUAGAUCGGCAUUGCGGCAAACAUUGCAAAAACUCGGUAAUCCAGAUAUUUUACCUGAAAACGGAGUUGAAUACUUCUUGAAUUCGAAAAUAGUUUCCAUUUCACUUGACCGUAUUAAAAAAAUAAACACUGAAUUCUCAUCCAUGAAAUUUACUUUAGUAGAUUCUAAAACAAUGAUAAACCACCGAUGCGUUAAACUAGUAAAUGGACUUGGCACAGGAUUCUGGACUGAUGGCGGUUGUUAUUUGAGUUAUACUGACACUACAACGGUAAAAUGCAGGUGUGACGUCAUAGAAGGAGCUUUUGCCAUUAUCUCUAAGAAAAUUGUAAUAAUUCCAACAGAAGAAAAAAUAAUGCGUAACUUUAUCACCGACGGACUCUCAGUUGUUUGUUAUAUUGGUAUAGCUACUUCAUUGUUGUCAGUUUUGUAUCCUUACGCAAUGCGAUGUACAAAUUUUUCUGGAAUGAUCCUAAUUUAUCGUUAUUGUGACUUUAUUCAUGCUAUGGAGUUUGUUUUGAUAUUGGUAGGUAUUCAAUUAAGUGAAGAUGCUGAAUCAUCAAAUUCCAUUAGCACAAUAAUUAAUUUCUUGCAUCAUAGUGUUAUGACAUGGUUUGCUUGUGAAGGUAUGUAUUUGAUUCAUGGGAUUACUCCUUUAUAUGAUGAAAAGAUUGGAGCAUCUUUUUUUUAUUCAACAUUAGCGUUUGGUAUACCCGCAGCUUUAGCAGCGUCUGUAGCUGGUUAUGAUUAUUCGUACAAAGGGGUUACUCAAUUCUUAUGGCCAUACCCCAGUUCAACUGCAGAUAUUGGAUAUUUUAUACUUCCAACUAUAAUUAUCAUGGUAAUAAUAGUUGUAAUAAAUGUUAUUUUAAUUUACGAUUUAACUUGUUGGAUCGGAAGCCAUGAAGAUUAUCUAUACGUCCGCUCGAAAGUUUUUGUUAUCAGAAGUAUUGGGUUUACUCUAGUAUUUCCAGUAACUCAUGUGUUUGGAAUAAUAUCAAUGCAACUUGGUGGAACCGGUUCUUAUCCAUACUUGUUUAUUGGUUUUGUUGCUAUCCAAGUAAUUCAAAUGUUUUAUUUUCAUGUUAUAAACAACUUUGAAGUUCGUGCAUUUCGAAAAUUAAAAGAAGAAAUUGAAAAUGCAACAGAAGAGAAAGAUGAAGGCAAUUUUAGAGACAAAGAGGAAGUAAGUUUUAGAAGCAAGAUUCCCGAUUCAAACUUUUUGUUGAGGGAAGUGUACGAUGAAGAAGAAGAACCAAAAAGAACUGAUACCCCAUCAUCAACUGGUUCACAAACGUACCUUUUUAACAAAGAUUCAACUAAAAAAAUAUCUUUAUAAUAUUAAAACAUGAAUACAGAAAAAAAAAAAAAAU
Messenger RNA from Hydra vulgaris (swiftwater hydra), 1963 nucleotides. Its product is annotated as latrophilin-like protein LAT-2. Gene Ontology annotation, cellular component: plasma membrane. Gene Ontology annotation, biological process: adenylate cyclase-activating G protein-coupled receptor signaling pathway. Gene Ontology annotation, molecular function: G protein-coupled receptor activity. The record is from RefSeq and is a predicted model, not a curated record. Lineage: Eukaryota; Metazoa; Cnidaria; Hydrozoa; Anthoathecata; Hydridae.